AUGAAAACGAUUACUCUUGCACGCAGAGCUGAUUCAUCGUCUACCAGUACCAGCUCCAGUUCAGAGAGCGCAAGCAAAUCUUCAUCUUCGACAAAGGCAACCACCAGCAAAUGCGCUAGUGGUUCAUCAUGCCAAAAAUCGGAAUCUGCAGACAAUUCUACCGGUGUUGUGGUAGCUGUAGUUGUACCCGUUGUGGUUGCGAUAUUGGCCUUGGCUUUUGUCCUAUGGAAGGUAUGGCGAAGAGGAAAGAAAGAGGCGCUUGAGGACAAUGAUCCCGACUUCGAAGGAGAUGACGAGUUCUUACCCAAUUUUGGACCCCAAUAUGAGCUCAGAGAGAACGGGGUACGCGGAAUGGGGUCUGCCAGUAACUUUGACGACCUCGAAUCUAGAACUCCGCAAAACCCGUUCGCGUCCAACUAUAUGGGUGGAAAUGCGAGCAUUAACACCGGUCUACCACUUGAUCCAUUUCAAUUACCUCAGGGUAAUGAUACUAACGAUUUGAGAGCAUUUGCCCGAAAUAUUCAAAGUGCUGAAUUUGAUGGGUAUAGGUUAGCGUCCCGCAAUGCUAGCGAACAUUCGCUGUCCUAUCCGGAGAGUCGUUUCAGUCGUCCACAGGCUUUAAACAGUCAAGGUAGAUUAGCAUCCUUCACUAGCAGUAACAGUCAAUCGAUGGGUAGUUCUCCCGUGGAUUACAACCAAGGUAAGGAGCAAGGUUUGUACAAUGAGAAAAACUCUAAAACAGAUCAAAAAUCUUAUUCUGAUUCUUCAAGAGAUUUGAGUCCAGCUCAAAAUGCUCAGGACGAGUCAUUCGAGUUUGAGAAAAGUCCUAUCAAAAAUGCUCGUGGAGAUGUUACUCAAGGAUACGUUAAUUCUAAUGUAGGCUUGGAUGCCGAGAAAAGUUUUGGUGAUCAUGAUUCUUUCGAGUUUCAAGAUUCGAGUGAAACGAGAGAAUCUGAUCUUGCGUCCGCUCAAAUUCAAAACGAAGAAAUUGAAAAUGUACCAGCAAAUGUUGACGAUGAUGUUUACGCUUCAAAACUCACCAAAGAGGAGGAAAAUAUCAAAAGAAUGAAGAGCAUCUACGAGGUCUACUUGGACAGGCAGAAAACAAUGAAGAGUGAUAGAGGUAACAGAGAUGAACAAGAAAAUGCUUUUGGAGAGCAAUCGAACUUCGAAAACGGGUUUGCAGCUGCAGAGAGCUUACCAGUUGGUGCCACUAGCCAGAUCGAUUCUGCUGUCAAAAGAGAACAAGAAAAAGAUUUAAAUAGCAAGCAAGACUUAGAUGCACCUGCUGACAUGGUCACUAAAGCAAAUACUCUACAUGUUCCCAGCCAAUAUGACAACUCAAAAGCUCGUCCUGCUUCUUCCAUCUACUCUGAGAUUCCUAGAAUAUCUCAACAGCCAGGUUUGCAGCCUGUGAUGCCAGAACAAGACUACGCACAGUACCCAAUGCAACAGCAGCAAAUGCCUGAGGCUCAGUAUGCCCAGCAAGGAGUGCACCCCGGACACAUGCAACAUCAGCAAGGAACGCAAUAUGGGGAAGGAUUACAAUAUCCCCCAGUGGCUUAUCAGCAAAACACCUACCCACCUCAAUCAGUUCCGUAUUCUUAUCCUCCCCAAGCAUAUAUGCCUAAUCAGAGGUACCAUCCUCAAGCGCUUGAAAAUAUUCAAGAAUUGCCCAAUCCUUCAAACUUGCCUUUCUCGGCUUCAUCACAUUCCUUAACUUCUUUUAAGAAGCGUGGGAAUGAAAUACGCCUACCAAAUGGUACAAUGUUGAAUGGCAAAUCAUUUAGUCCCAUUGAUCAUCCGGAACUUUUCUACAGUCAAAACAUGGCUAUGGAAGAUUCACAAUCUGCUUUCAGUCAACAGACUGGGGCGGCUCAAGUUCUUCCUCAUCAUUUAAGACAGAGUGUAGUUAUGACCAACCCUAUGGACUUAUCGCAGCCAACCUUAUUUAAACCAGCCGGAUCCUUUAGAAACUUAAGCGCUGCAAACUCCCGCAAUAACAGUAUGACCUCUCAACACAGUGUUCAGCAGUACAGAAACCAAUUGGCGCAUCAACGAGUUAGCGGAAUUUUGGAUGACCAUGACACUUUCCAACCACCUAGCGUUGGAGGCAUCCUACCUCAUAGCGGGUCCCAGGAGGACUUGCGCCGGCAGCUGGGCGCGUCUGAAAACUACAACGUAACAUGA
Messenger RNA from Lachancea fermentati, 2190 nucleotides. Lineage: Eukaryota; Fungi; Ascomycota; Saccharomycetes; Saccharomycetales; Saccharomycetaceae. The record is from the annotation of a GenBank genome assembly.